Molecule: messenger RNA, 2434 nt
Organism: Dromiciops gliroides (monito del monte)
Lineage: Eukaryota; Metazoa; Chordata; Mammalia; Microbiotheria; Microbiotheriidae
Gene: PDCD4
Product: programmed cell death 4
Exons: 13
Coding region: 394-1803 (469 amino acids)
Biological process (GO): negative regulation of DNA-templated transcription
Cellular component (GO): cytosol; nucleus
Source: RefSeq, a predicted model, not a curated record
UUACUGGGUAGAACAAAACAAAAACAAACAGAGCGAGAGAGGCCAGAGAGGCGCUGAGGAGGCAGCAGCGGUAGCAGCAGCCUCGGCGGCGGCGGCGCAGCGGCAGCAGAGCGAGGCGCGGGAGCGGUGCGAACGGCCGGCUGUGGCCCGAGGAGGGGAGAGCACACUGCUAGUGGAAUGAUUGUAAUGGAACAUUCUACCAGGAACAAAGAAAGUAACCUCACAAACUAAACAGCCAAUCUGGAUUCCCCACCAUUGUGAGAACUGCAUAGCGAACACUCUUAAUAAAAUACUAGUGCUUCAGAACACUGGGGAAUUCUGAAUGAUUGGAUGAGAUUCUAAAAAAGUACUACCAUCAAUUUGUCUAAUCAGUGCAAGUGUAAUUAAGCAACGAUGGAAGUAGAAAAUGAGCAAGUACUAAAUGUUCAUCCUACAGAAUCUGAUAAUUUAAGUGACUCUCUGUUUUCUGGUGAUGAAGAAAAUGCUGGGACUGAAGAAAUAAAAAAUGAAAUAAAUGGAAAUUGGAUUCCUGCAUCCUCCAUUAAUGAAGCUAGAAUUAAUGCAAAAGCAAAGAGGCGGUUGAGAAAGAAUUCUUCCCGUGAUUCGGGGAGAGGAGAUUCUGUUAGUGAUAAUGGAGGCGAGACCCUAAGAAGUGGAGUUACUGUACCAACCAGUCCAAAGGGGAAGUUGCUGGACAGGCGGUCCCGGUCUGGGAAGGGAAGGGGACUACCAAAGAAAGGUGGUGCAGGAGGCAAAGGUGUAUGGGGUACACCUGGUCAGGUGUAUGAUGUGGAAGAAGUAGAUGUUAAAGAUCCCAACUAUGAUGAUGACCAGGAGAACUGUGUGUAUGAAACGGUAGUUCUACCUUUGGAUGAAAGAGCAUUUGAGAAGACUUUAACACCAAUUAUACAAGAAUAUUUUGAACAUGGAGAUACUAAUGAAGUUGCAGAAAUGCUAAGGGAUUUAAAUCUUGGUGAGAUGAAAAGUGGAGUACCAGUGUUGGCAGUAUCCUUGGCCUUAGAGGGAAAGGCUAGUCAUAGAGAAAUGACAUCCAAGCUCCUUUCUGACCUUUGUGGGACAGUUGUCAGCACAAAUGAUGUAGAAAAAUCAUUUGAUAAAUUGCUUAAAGAGCUACCUGAAUUAGCAUUAGAUACUCCUAGAGCACCACAGUUGGUGGGACAGUUUAUUGCUAGAGCUGUUGGAGAUGGAAUUUUAUGCAAUACCUACAUUGAUAGCUACAAAGGAACUGUAGAUUGUGUUCAGGCUCGAGCUGCUCUGGACAGAGCUACAGUGCUUCUGAGUAUGACAAAAGGUGGAAAGCGUAAAGAUAGUGUGUGGGGCUCUGGAGGUGGGCAGCAAUCAGUCAAUCAUCUUGUUAAAGAGAUUGACAUGCUGCUGAAGGAAUACUUACUUUCUGGAGAUAUAUCUGAAGCUGAACAUUGCCUUAAAGAACUAGAAGUACCUCAUUUUCACCACGAGCUUGUGUAUGAAGCGGUUGUGAUGGUUCUGGAGUCAACUGGAGAAAGCACAUUUAAAAUGAUAUUGGACUUAUUAAAAUCCCUUUGGAAAUCUUCUACCAUUACUGUGGACCAAAUGAAGAGAGGUUAUGAAAGAAUUUAUAGUGAAAUACCAGACAUUAACCUGGAUGUCCCACAUUCAUAUUCUGUGCUUGAGAGGUUUGUAGAAGAGUGUUUUCAAGCUGGAAUAAUUUCCAAACCACUCAGAGAUCUUUGUCCUUCAAGGGGCAGAAAGCGCUUUGUAAGUGAAGGAGAUGGAGGUCGUCUUAAGCCAGAGAGCUACUGAAUAUAAGAACUCUUGCAGCCUUAGAUGUUAUAAAAAUAUAUCUGAAUUGUAAGAGUUGCUUAGCAGUUUUUUUUUUAAAGCACUUGUUUUGGGUACAAGGCAUUUCUGAUAUAGUUUUAUAAACUUACAUUCAAGGUGGAUUUUUUUUUAAGUUUUCUUUUUUUUGUGGGUAUAAAAGUUGAGGGAACAGAACAAUAACCACUCUGAAGUGGUAUAUUCAAAUAAGCUACCCUUUUGUAAGUGCCAUGUUUAUGACCUAAUCAUUCCAAGUUUUGCAUUGAUGUCUGACUGCCACUCCUUUCUUUCAAGGACAGUGUUUUUGUAGUAAAAUCACUGGUUUAUACAAAGCUUUAUAUAGGGGGUAAAGUUAAGCUGCUGAAACCCCAUGUUGGCUGCUGCUGUUGAAAUACUGUGCUUUGGGAGAACAAAAAGGUUAUUUCUUUGUUUUAAAGAAUUUUAAGAAAAUGGGUUAGUCAUAAGAUUUAUUCAUCUUUCCAGGGAACAUAUUGAUUGGUCUUAAAGACUAGACAGUUCAGUAAAUGGUGGCUGGAACAUCUAUUUUUCUACAAAACUGGAAAAAUGAACCAGGUUCUGGAAGAAUGUAUUACAAAAUAAAAUUUGUGAAGCAGUA